Messenger RNA from Schistosoma guineensis, 1469 nucleotides. The record is from the annotation of a GenBank genome assembly. NCBI's taxonomy places the organism in Eukaryota, Metazoa, Platyhelminthes, Trematoda, Strigeidida, Schistosomatidae.
GGAUAUUGUAUGAACGCUAAAGUUCAAACGGUAGCGUUGCAAUGGUCCGCAAAUUAAAGUAUCACGAACGAAAAUUGCUAAAGAAGGUCGACUUUAUUAACUGGGAAUGUGACAAUAACUUACAUGAAGUUAAAAUUAUGCGACUGUUUCACGUCCAGAAACGCGAAGACUACACACUUUACAAUAAACUCUCUCGAAAAAUCAGAGAAAUUGCGGAAAAACUUAAGAAUAUCAAUGAAAACGAUCCUUGGAGGGCAGAAAUGACUGAACUACUGACAGCAAAGUUACACAACUUAGGUUUGAUACCAACAAAAAGGAGUCUUAUGUUAGCGUCGAAAGUCAAUGCCUCUUCAUUUUGUCGAAGACGGCUUUCAGUUAUUGUAAUGCGUUCAAAAAUGGCAGAAACAAUGAAAGCAGCUGUGACAUUUGUUGAGCAAGGACAUGUUCGUGUGGGCCCAGAUAUCAUACGAGACCCAGCAUAUCUAGUUACAAGUUCAAUAGUAAACUGUUGUUUUUGAGAUGCAGAAAACUGUCUCAGAGAUUCUUUGUACCUGUCUUGUAUUAUUUCGAAGGAUUCACAGAGAUUAUCUGCAAACAGGCUGCAGCUUGCGACAAGAUAUAUGAAAAUUUUCCUGGUUAUGAACUUCGGUUAAGCGAAUACAUAUGAAUAUAUUUUUUCAAUAUAUCUAACAUUAACUGUAUGAUUGAAGAUUCAGUCAGUUGUAAGCAACACAGAAACUGGCACAUAUCUGUUCAAGUUGCCACACAUAUGCAUAAUAAGAUGAGUACUAAAGUAGUAAAUGUAGCAGUAGUGACGGUGAAAAAAAAUAGAUAUAGAGAAUAUAAUUCGCGAAAAAUGAAUGACUUUGCAGAACGAAAGGUUUAAAAUAGUUUGAGGACUCAAUCUAGGAGAAAGACGUAGUAUAAACUCGUCGACGACGUUGCUGUCAGUUCUGAGUUAAGUCACCAGCCACUAGUCACAAUGAUCACUUGAACCCCAGACAGGUGGUCUACAUUUUCAGAAAAAGGCUCAAUCUAAAAUUCAGUGGCCUUAUGGACCUAUGACAUGUCUUGGUCUGGCUACCCUUAGCUUUCUUCCAGCCAACUGUUAUGCCUAUGAUUAACUAUUUGAAUUGUAUUUGUAAUAAGAACUGAUUACGAUACUGUUAGUUUUCUACUGUAUACCUUAAACAACAUAAUACAUCUAGCUGAAUGAAAUUUGUAUGGGUUGUGGUCUCUACCUGGACCAUAGAUUUUUAUAAUUUUUCUCUCUUAUUAGUCCAUUAGUACUGUCAUCUUAUUCCCUAUGAAUCGUUUGUGGGUGCCCUGUUGUACCACGCAUUUGGUCAUGAGAAAAAAGACUUAUUAUUUCAUGUAUCAAACCACAUUAUUGCUGUAGUCAUUACUGACGAAUCCCAAGCAUUGAAUCGUGUGGCUAACAUGUUAGUCCGUUUUUAUUUCCAAAUUUG